UUCUCAGUCUCUUACUCCACUUCAGAAACUAUUUCCUAAUUUCAUUUCUGGAACUUAGGGUUUUUAUUACUCCGUAACAAUUGUUGAUCAUGGGAGCUUCAGGUUCGGAAGGCUUCGGGAGCAUUUAUCCUACCCCGAUUGCAACAAUGUUUCCGGCAGUGGAUUCUUUUCCCAAGGGAAGGAAAAGGAUGAGAACCAGUGAAGUUCCGGUUAACAAAAUAUCUUCUUUAUGCUGGCGCGAGGAAUUUGAAGAGAGACUCCUAAAACGCUCUUCAGGAAUUUUGGACUAUUCUGAUCCCUAUUCUAUGUCCAAUUUAUGGGAAAGUUUGGAAUGUGGAAAGUAUGGGAGUGCGACAAAAGAAAUUGAGGAGCUUAUGGCUCAAAGCAGGCGUUACAUACAUUCAUGCUAUGCUAGGGAUCCUACACUUCCCUAUAAAUUUUUAGAGUUGGAAAAUAAUCACACCGCAGAGAAUAAGGGAGACCAAAUUGCUACUAGUGUAAUUGAUUUGGAGGAUGAGCGUGUUGUGAGAAGUGUUCCAGUUGCUCGCUUUGUUCCUCCUGCACAGCUUGUCCCUUCAGCCGGCCCUCUUGUUAUCCUUGAUUCAGAUGAUGAAGACAACAAAAAGCCCAAUUGUACAUUCCAGGGAAUCCCCACCAUUAAUACUGUCGGAGGCUCCUAUAUGAAAGAGCAUUUGGUGCAGGAUUCACCUGGAACCAAAUCACCUAGAGGAAGUGCAAAUCUUGCUUUGGAAACUGAAAAAAUUAAAGACAAAGGUGUGUAUGUUGGUGUGGAGGAUGAUUCAGAAACAGAAGAUGGAAAUGAUGCUAAUUUUGAUGGCUUGGAUGAUAUAUGGAAUGAGAUGUCAUUUGCUAUAGAAUGCUCGAAGGAUGUUACUGCGGAUGCUUCUUCUAACAAGGACAAAGCUGAAGAUGAAGAUGAAGAGUGUGAGCAUUCUUUCAUCUUGAAAGAAGAUAUUGGCUCUGUAUGUCGCAUUUGUGGAGUUAUAAACAAAAGCAUUGAAAACAUCAUCGACUACCAGUAUUCAAAGAGUGCAAAGAAUGCAAGAACAUAUCGAUACGAAGGUCGAACAACCAAGGAUUCAGGGCCAAGUGAAACUUCGUUUGAGCCCAACAAAUCGUCGCAUGAAUUUGAAAUAGCUGAAAUUUCUGCUCAUCCAAGGCACAAAAAGCAGAUGAAACCCCACCAAGUUGAGGGAUUCAAUUUUUUGCUAAACAACUUGGUGACGGAUAACCCAGGGGGUUGUAUAAUGGCCCAUGCUCCUGGAUCAGGGAAGACCUUUAUGAUCAUAAGCUUCCUUCAAAGUUUCAUGGCUAAGUAUCCAUUUGCUAGGCCUUUGGUUGUGCUACCAAGAGGAAUCCUGGCCACAUGGAAGAAAGAAUUUCUUAGGUGGCAAGUGGAAGAUAUUCCUCUUUAUGAUUUUUACUCUGUAAAAGCAGAUAAUCGAGCCCAACAAUUUGAAGUUCUAAAGCAAUGGGCUGGGGAAAGGAGUAUUCUGUUUCUAGGCUACAAACAGUUCUCAGUAAUAGUGUGUGACAAUGAAGCAAGUAGAGCUGCUGUUGCUUGCCAGGAGAUUUUGUUGACGGUUCCAUCAAUUCUCAUUUUGGAUGAGGGUCAUACCCCAAGGAACCAGGAUACUGAUGUUUUGACUUCAUUGGAAAAGGUGCAGACACCUCGUAAGGUUGUGCUGUCUGGCACUCUUUACCAAAAUCAUGUUAAAGAGGUGUUUAAUAUUUUGAACCUUGUUCGUCCAAAGUUUCUGAAGUUGGAAGAUUCUAAAGCAAUCAAGAGACGGAUAUUGAGCAGAGCAGCAAUUUCAAGCAAAAGGAACCUAAUAAAGAAAGGUUCAGAUAAUGAAUUCUUCGAGUUAGUGGAGCACACACUCCUGAAAGAUGAGAAUGUAACAAGGAAGGCUACAGUUAUACAAGAUCUGAGGGAGAUGACAAGGAAAGUUCUUCACUAUUACAAGGGAGACUUUCUGGAAGAACUUCCAGGACUCGUGGAUUUCACAGUCAUCCUAAAGCUUCAUCCGAAACAGAAAGUUGAAGUUGCUGGGUUAAAGAACCUGCGAAGAAAAUUCAAAAUAAGUGCUGAAGGAAGUGCAUUAUAUGUGCACCCCCAGUUGAAGAGUCUCUCAAAACACUCCGUUAAAGAAAGGAUUGAUGAAGAAAAAAUUGAUAUGAUUAUAGAUAAUUUGGAGGUACGAGAGGGAGUGAAAGCUAAGUUCUUUCUAAAUCUUCUGGCAUUGUGCGAAUCACACAAGGAAAAACUCCUUGUAUUUAGUCAGUACCUAUUGCCUUUGAAGUUCCUGGAGAGAUUGACCAUAAAGUUUAAGGGUUAUUGUAUUGGAAAGGAAAUUUUCAUGAUUACCGGAGAUUCGGAUAAUGAAGUGAGGGAAGCUUCAAUGGAGCGGUUCAACACAUCAGCAGAUGCACGUGUUUUCUUCGGUUCCAUCAAAGCCUGUGGUGAGGGAAUAUCACUUGUGGGGGCAUCCCGUAUUAUCAUAUUGGAUGUACACUUGAACCCUUCGGUAACUCGCCAAGCAAUAGGACGUGCAUUCCGGCCUGGUCAGGAGAAGAAAGUAUACACCUACAGAUUGGUGGCGUCUAGUACACCAGAAGAGGAAGACCAUACAACCUGUUUCAGAAAGGAAUCUAUAUCAAAGAUGUGGUUCGAGUGGAAUCAAUAUUUUGGUCUUGAGGAUUAUGAAAUGGAGAAGAUGGAUCCGAAACAAUGUGGUGAUGAAUUUCUGGAAACAUCAAGGUUUUCUGAUGACAUCAUUGCUCUUUACAAGAGGUAAAACCUAUUGGAGUUGAAAGUAGGGUUGGGGCGAUGUGUAUUAUAUGCACUCACUUUACUGAUCUUAGGUUGGUUGUAGUUUGAUUAUCUUAACAUUUGUGAUCUAUGUAGAAGACUGGAUCCUAGGUUCAUCAGUUCAUGUAUCUGGAUUUUAGUGAUCUUUUUUUUCUUGACCCCAAACUACCCUUGCUUCAAUUCUACUUUUCUUUAAUGCUGCUGUACUUUGAGAUUACCCAAAGUGAUUAGGUAUGCUAUAUCUAUGCAUUUAAGUAUGA
Ipomoea nil (Japanese morning glory) is the source of this 3093-nucleotide messenger RNA. RefSeq names its product protein CHROMATIN REMODELING 35-like. Bases 90 to 2819 code for a protein of 909 amino acids. The record is from RefSeq and is a predicted model, not a curated record. Gene Ontology annotation, biological process: gene silencing by siRNA-directed DNA methylation. NCBI's taxonomy places the organism in Eukaryota, Viridiplantae, Streptophyta, Magnoliopsida, Solanales, Convolvulaceae. The transcript has 8 exons. Gene Ontology annotation, molecular function: ATP-dependent chromatin remodeler activity; ATP binding.